Molecule: messenger RNA, 1870 nt
Organism: Episyrphus balteatus (marmalade hoverfly)
Lineage: Eukaryota; Metazoa; Arthropoda; Insecta; Diptera; Syrphidae
Exons: 6
Coding region: 592-1776 (394 amino acids)
Source: RefSeq, a predicted model, not a curated record
CACAAAGAGGAAAAAAAAAUAGUAAUAAAAACAACGAUUUAUGGUUAUGAAAUUCGGGUUUUUUUUUUGUUGUGUUGUUUGAUAAACAAAAGGAUAACCAGUCAUAUCGUUAGACUAAACGUUAUAAGGGUAUUAAAGAAAGAAAACAACAACAAGAACUAAAAAAAAAUGGUCUAAAUAAUCCUUUGGAUUACCAAAAAAAAAUAAUAACACAAAAACCGGAUAUAGGACCUUUUAACAAGGCACAAAAAAAAUAGAGAAAGAAAAAAAAAUAAUAAAUAAAUAAACGAUUAUGAAUCAUUCCCAUUCAAUUGAAACCGUUUUAUGUCCUUGUUUCAUCAUCAUCGGAUAUUUGGCUAUUUUAAUCGAGUUUUAUGCAUAGCUUUCGGUCGGUUAGGUACAUAUUUUAUUUAAUGAGUGUAUAGUGUCCUUUUUUUUGUCUAAUAUUUUUUAUAAAAAUAAAAAAUAUCCUUGCAAUGUGUGCGUGUGUGAAAUAAAGGAUGUGAAGUGAUACAAAAAUAAAAUAUUCAACAAAAAAAGUGAGAAAGAAAAAAAAUAAAUUUCUAAAUUGAGAAAAAGGCAAAGAAAAAUAUGUGCAAACAAAAUGAAAGGAUAAUCAGAAAAAAAUAUCCUUAUUCUAAUGAAUUCUAUCUUCACAUAUCAUCAUCGUCUAAGUUCAAAACACAAACGGAUAAUAAAUUCUCCUCAGCUAGUCACCAUUAUCAGCAUCAUUCCAGCCGAAGCAGCAACCACUACCAAUCAAGAGAAUCGGCUCCUCGGCCACAUCAUCAGCAGGACUCGUCGUCGUCGUCCUUUUCCUCCGGAUCAUCAUCAUCGUCUUCAUCAUCAUUCCACUAUCACAGCACAUAUCAUAAAAUUAUGGGCUGUGACCACUGGCAUAUCAUCCACUUGAUUAUCCUUUUAAUUGAUUUGGCCAAUGGGAUUACAAUGACCGAGUUGAAAAUACCAAAUCACAUUAUGCGUUUUAAGACAGCAGUCCUUGGAUGUCGAUACAGUUUGGAUGGCGAAUCAUUGUAUUCGGUGAAAUGGUACAAGGACGGGUAUGAAUUCUAUCGAUAUUUGCCGAGGGAUUCACCACCAGGACAGGCGUUUCCAUUACCCGGUGUGAAUAUUGAUCUCCGCAAUUCUUCCGAUACAAUUGUGACACUUCGACGAGUAACACUUUCAUCAACUGGCCUUUACAGAUGUGAAGUUUCAGGAGAAGCGCCGGCAUUCAAUACAGUUUCUGAAUCAGAAAAGAUGACUGUUGUCAUGACUCCAAAUCAUGGCCCUAAAAUUACAGGUGGACAACCUCGAUAUCAAAUUGGCGAUGUGGUGCGGGUAAAUUGUACAUCGGCACCAUCGAAACCCGUUUGCCAUUUAAGUUGGCUUAUAAAUGGUGAACCUGCCAAUCAAUCACAUCUCAAAAAAUACGAUAAUAUUGUUGUGGGAAGAGAAGGUCUUGAAGUUGCACGACUUGGUCUUGAAUUCAGGGUUAGAGGAUUCCAUUUUAAAAAUGGCGACAUGAAAUUGAAAUGUGUGGCUAAAAUUUCCUCACUCUAUUGGCAAAGUAAUGAAGAAAGUGUCGAAAGUGACAAACAACAAAGAGCUCCAGCGCUGGAGUCACGUGAAACAGUGGCAGCUAAAUCUCAAGUUCAUGGAUCAUCAGCUGCGACGAAAAGUUAUCAAAGUAUAAAUUGGAUAAGUACAAUAAUCUUAGCCCUCGCAUCAACAAAAUCCCUCCUUUCGACAUAUUAUAUCAAUUAUUUCAGGUAACUAUUGCCUGAUUUAGACAAAUAAGUAUUAACAACAACUCGAACGCACUGAAAAGAUGAACUAAAUCCCAUAUUUAUCAAAAAAAAAAAAAAAA